AGUCUGGGCAUACCCAGGGACCACUGCAACUCAGCAUCUCCACCCGACGACGAGUGAGUGUAUCCAGAGUCCAACGCUGGGUGGGAGGGCCACUUGCGAUGCAUGGGAAGGAGACUGGUGCCAGGCUACUGAAGCUAGAAGCACCAGUGUUCAGAGCCGAAGCUGGAGUGGACAGAGUUGGAAUUUACUAACUCUAGGGCUGGGAGAGUUUAGGCAGUGGAGCAGAGAGGACAAGACUGGCUACCAGUCUAGGAUGGGCUGUCUGUGGUCAAACAUCAAAGCCAGCCCUGAAAACAGGGAACAGGCAGGGGACGGUAGACUAUUUUGGUCCUUGUGUUUAGGGACUUUUUAUAGCCUCUCUGCUCAAGGCUAAAGAGAGAAGGAGAAGACAGAGGCCAUCCUUGAGGUCAGACAAGCUCAGUGCCCUCCCGGGACCUUGGAAUCUGACCCAUUGCCUACUAUAGUCCCCGAGAGAAUAGAGCGGGGCACAGGGAGACCGUUAUUGCUGCCUAGGUUUCAACCAUUCACACUCUAGUUAGAUUUACCACCUACUGGAGGGCCAUGCUGAAUAGCGGUUAUGGAACAUGUAACUGCUUGGGCUGGGGCCCGCAGUUGGCAGGGUCUCUGCUCUAAGGCCUCUGUGAAGUGUGGAGGACACCCCUUCUUCACACACCCUUGCCUAGUCUGUUCCUUUGUCACCUUCAGAUCCAAGGUUCUCUCAGUCCCCAGAACCAGCGCCAGGAACUCCGGAGAAUUGCUCGCUGCUCCUCAGCUACCUGUGCGUCCUUAACUGUGUAUGGAGCCCUGACCUGCCCAGCUCCGUUAAGAUGCUGCUGUCCUCACCCACUACACCUUCGAGGGGACGAACCCCCAGCGCCGUGGAGAGGCUGGAAGCCGACAAAGCCAAGUACGUCAAGACGCACCAGGUGAUUGUACGUCGUCAGGAGCCAGCCCUGCGCGGGGGACCAGGACCGCUGACACCACACCCCUGCAAUGAGUUGGGGGCCUCUGCAUCGCCCAGAACGCCUGGGCCUGCCCGCCGGGGUAGCGGCAGGCGACAGCCAAGACCUGACUCCCUUAUCUUUUACCGCCAGAAGAGGGACUGCAAGGCUUCGGUGAACAAAGAGAACGCCAAGGGCCAGGGGCUAGUACGACGCCUUUUCCUGGGUGCCACCCGGGACGCUGCCCCGAGCAGCCCGGCACCUACAGAGAGACCUGGGGCUCCCGCGGGGUGGGCUGGGUCCCCGGAUACACCAGAGGCGACAGGAAAGCGCGCAGUGUGUCCCACGUGCUCGCUGCCACUGUCGGAGAAAGAGCGAUUCUUCAACUACUGCGGCUUGGAGCGCGCGCUGGUGGAGGUGCUGGGCGCCGAGCGCUUCUCUCCGCAGAGCUGGGGCGCAGAGCACGGCCCUCAGGUCGCAACGUCGCCGCCGCCCGGCUCCGGGGACACCAGCGAUUGGACAUCCAGCGACAGGGACGCGGGUAGCCCGGACUGUGCGGGCGGCGGCGGCGGCUCGGAGGCGGCAGGGUCGGCGCGGGACGGACGCCCCACGGUGUCGGUGGUGGAACGCAACGCGCGCGUCAUCCAGUGGUUGUACGGCUGCCAGCGCGCACGCGCCCCGCCGCGCGAGUCUGAGGUGUGACCACCACCAGACAGGAAGACGGCUCCGGGAGAGCUAGCCCGGUCCGUGAACAAAUCCUUCCCUGGAUCUCAGGUUCCCAGAUCUGCACGCUGAGCAGGCAGGACCACAGGCAGGGGCCAGGCGAGGACUGUGGAAACGGGUAAAGUGGCCACGUGGCCUCUCUAGAUUCUAAAUGUGAGCAGCGAUGGACUUGGGGUGAGAGAUGAACGAACUACUGAAUAAAGCUAAAAUGUUAUUUAAUAAAAGGA
This is a messenger RNA of Mus musculus (house mouse), 1891 nucleotides long. It is a transcript of the gene Fam110d, whose product is annotated as family with sequence similarity 110, member D. NCBI's taxonomy places the organism in Eukaryota, Metazoa, Chordata, Mammalia, Rodentia, Muridae. The transcript is spliced from 2 exons. The record is from RefSeq and is a predicted model, not a curated record. Bases 828 to 1643 code for a protein of 271 amino acids.